GCUUGUCAUUUUAUCAAAAAAGACUUAUUGUAGUUGUAACUUGUAAGUAGUUCUACUUAUGAGUUAUUAUUCUAAGAUUGUUAUAAAAUAUAUUUAAAUUAAUAAUAAUUAUCUAUUACCUUUGUGAGAAUAAAUACUGAAUAAACGCAUACAUUGGAUACAUUAUAAUACAAUGUCGACUAAUGAUUCACCUAUAUCCAAAGUGGUAGUUCACCCAUUGGUGUUGCUGAGUGUCGUUGAUCAUUUUACUCGGCUAGGAAAAAUCGGCAACCAAAAGCGAGUAGUAGGUGUAUUACUUGGUUCUUGGCAGCAGAAUAAAGUGCUUGACAUUUCUAAUAGUUUUGCUCUUCCGUUUGAUGAAGAUGAUAAAGACAAGUCUGUGUGGUUCCUCGAUCAUGACUAUCUUGAAAAUAUGUAUGGUAUGUUCAAGAAAGUAAAUGCUCGUGAAAAAGUCGUUGGUUGGUAUCACACCGGUCCUAAACUCCACCAAAAUGACAUAGCUGUCAAUGAAUUAGUACGUCAGUACUGUGUAAACAAUACUUCUGUCAUGGUUAUUGUUGAUGUUAAGCCCAAGGAUGUUGGUAUACCUACUGAAGCCUACCGUGUUGUGGAGCAAAUUCAUGAUGAUGGAUCACCACCAUCAAAGACGUUGGAACACAUUGCUAGUGAAAUUGGAGCAGAAGAAGCUGAAGAGGUUGGUGUUGAACAUCUACUUAGAGAUAUUAAAGACUCGACUAGUGGUUCCUUAAGCCAACGUGUUGCCAACAUAAUAUUUGGUGCUCGAGGUCUCUACAAACAAAUGGUUGAUAUAAGAGAUUAUCUACAACAAGUUGUUGAUGGAAAAUUACCGGUUAAUCACCAAAUUAUUUAUCAACUGCAAGAAAUAUUUAAUCUCUUACCUGACGUAGAAAAAGAUACUUUGGUUGCUGCAAUGCAUGUUAAAGUAAAUGAUCAUAUGCUUGCUGUGUAUUUAGCAACUACCAUUAGGACCAUUAUUGCAUUACACAAUUUAAUCAACAAUAAGAUUGCUAACAGUGAUGAUGAAAAGAAACAAUUAAGGGAACCAGAAGAAAAAAAAGAUGAAGUUGCAAAGAAGAAAGAAAUCAAAACAAAAUAGGUCGAUAAUAUGAUUCAAUUAUAUAAUAUAAUUGUAAAUAAAUACCUUUAUAACAUUUUUUUUUUGUCUCAAAUUUUGCAAACACAUCAUAUACUCCACACAUACAUUUUUAUUUUAUUAUAAAUAUUUUGUUUUCGACAGUGCA
Messenger RNA from Aphis gossypii (cotton aphid), 1262 nucleotides. It is a transcript of the gene Rpn8, whose product is annotated as 26S proteasome non-ATPase regulatory subunit 7. Gene Ontology annotation, biological process: proteasome-mediated ubiquitin-dependent protein catabolic process. Gene Ontology annotation, molecular function: metallopeptidase activity; protein binding. The record is from RefSeq and is a predicted model, not a curated record. Gene Ontology annotation, cellular component: proteasome regulatory particle; proteasome complex. Lineage: Eukaryota; Metazoa; Arthropoda; Insecta; Hemiptera; Aphididae. The transcript is spliced from 2 exons. The coding region runs from base 173 to 1117 and encodes 314 amino acids.